Molecule: messenger RNA, 1693 nt
Organism: Arabidopsis thaliana (thale cress)
Lineage: Eukaryota; Viridiplantae; Streptophyta; Magnoliopsida; Brassicales; Brassicaceae
Gene: RPN13
Product: regulatory particle non-ATPase 13
Exons: 13
Coding region: 566-1468 (300 amino acids)
Cellular component (GO): cytoplasm; nucleus
Source: RefSeq, marked reviewed
CACGAUACCAUCAUUUCCCAUAUCGAAUUCUUCCAAAUGAACUACUCUCUAAACCUUAAUGUUUCCCCCAAAUCGAUAUUUCAAUGGAUAUUUUCUUUAAUUUUCAUGUCAUUUUUUGUUAUGUUUUAUGGCACAAGAAACUAAUGAAAUUCAUGUCCUUUUUAGCGAUGUCACGUCAUCGAUAUGACCGAAGUUUAUUUUGCGGAUGACUUUAGAGUUCAUAUGAUUAACUUGUAUAGUUCGGAUAUGAAUGGUAGAUUUGUAAACGAAAUUGACUUACAGGUUUUGUUUGCAGCAAACCCAAAAAUUAAAAGCCUAAUGAAGAAAAAUUCGGAUUGGGCUUGGAGUUGUUCGGAUGAAUUGUUGUUUGUAGCCUUAUAGGGGCCCUUGUUUAUACAAGAAGAAAGAAAAAACACAAGAGACGACGCAAUUGAAAGAAAAAAAAAAACGAGAAGCGUUUUCUUUCUCUCCAAAAUCCAUUACUCGCGAACUUUCCUCUGCUAAGGUAUUCUUUAACCUUGUCAACACACUAGCCUUAAGUGUUCACUAGAAAGAGGUGGUGAUUAUGAGUUCAAGCGAAGCGUUUCCCGUGAUGCAGGAGAUCAUGCUUGAGUUUCGUGCUGGGAAGAUGUCUUUGCAGGGAACAAGAGUUGUCCCUGAUGCACGAAAAGGACUUGUCCGCAUAGCUAGAGGUGACGAGGGACUGAUUCAUUUCCAGUGGCUUGAUCGAAACCAGAAUACAGUAGAAGAUGAUCAAAUUGUUUUCCCAGAUGAAGCUCUAUUUGAAAAGGUUAAUCAAUCCUCAGACAGGGUGUAUAUUCUGAAGUUCAACAGUGAUGACCGCAAGUUAUUCUUCUGGAUGCAGGAGCCAAGAGCUGAAGGUGAUGCAGAAUUGUGCUCUUCAGUCAAUCAAUACCUCAAUCAACCACUAGAGUUUCCUGGUGAAGAAGGACUUGCAGCUGCUAUCACGGAGGAGCUGGAAGACAUGGCAGAGGAUAAUACAUCAUCUAGAGCGGGAAACUUGGUUGUACCAAAUUUGUCUUCAGAGGUGAGUGACGUGACAUCGUCCUCUGGACCGGUUAAGCUGGCAGACCUGCAAAGAAUUCUGAACAACCUCUCUGGUGGCCCUGUAGGUAUUGCUGGAGAUCAAGACGAAGGUUUAGCAUUAGGGGAUAUCUUGAAACCGGAGUUGAUAAUGCCAUUGCUUGAGGCGUUGCCGGUACAAGAACGACUAUCUUCGCAUUUACCUGAGGGUCAUUCUAGGGCAGAAGAUAUACUGGAGUUGUUGCAGAGCCCUCCUUUUCGUCAACAAGUAGAUGCAUUUACCUAUGUACUCCGCACAGGACAAAUAGAUUUGACUCAGUUUGGUAUAGACCCAAGUAAAUACAAGUUCACAGUGGACUCAUUCCUUGAAGCACUUGAAGACUCGGUUUCAACGCAAUCAAGGGAUGCGAUGGAUGAGAGUUAAUCUUUUCAUAUUCUCAUGAUUUUGUUCGAACUUUGAUAUUGAACUGAGAAAAACAUCUUCGUUGUUUGGUGGAUCAUUUAUGGAGUUUUCAUGAAAGUGUAAGGAUCAUCAUGGGAUUUUCCUUUUCUGCCACAAAGGUUUCUAAGCAUUUAUAUCAAUUUUACGAUUUAAUUAGACUAGGACAUGCGGAAUCACGAUUUCAAUAGGAAAAAGAAAACCCUAACC